Messenger RNA from Pecten maximus, 1590 nucleotides. RefSeq names its product transmembrane protein 79-like. The coding region runs from base 149 to 862 and encodes 237 amino acids. Lineage: Eukaryota; Metazoa; Mollusca; Bivalvia; Pectinida; Pectinidae. The record is from RefSeq and is a predicted model, not a curated record. Gene Ontology annotation, cellular component: trans-Golgi network membrane; lysosomal membrane. Gene Ontology annotation, biological process: regulated exocytosis. The transcript has 2 exons.
CAUUAGUUUAAGAUAUUCAACAUACACUAUACUAAUGACAAUACCCCGCGUUCUAAAUAUCCCAUGCAGAUGUUAUGUGAUAUCGAGAUCAACUUAUAACCCUAUACAUUCAUACAUGUAAUAGUUUUACCUAUUUUCGUCAAAUUUCAUGCAGUGUACCUCGCUUUGGGUACCAUAUACACCGCACUACGCCAGCUGGGGCAACAAAGUUAGUCAACCAGAACAACACUUGCAGGGAUUGCCGUUUGUACAAGGUUACCCAGAAACGAUUGACAUAAGAUACAGAAUGGCUUCCAAGAAUACACAAGCUGGAUGGUCCGAAGAGCGAAAGUCCGGUGUAAACUUCCGGUUUAGAAUUAGCCUUGCGGUGUCCACUAUUUAUUUCGUGGUUGGAUAUCAUUUCUUUCCCUUUCAACUUCCGGUAAUGGAUUCGGUCGUAGAGAGAGUCAUAUUUACGUUGCGGUGGCAGCUGUUGGGAGGUUUGACCUUGCUGAUGGGAAUCAGGGGGGUCAAUGAAAUUCGGAAACAAAGUGAGGCUACAGCAGACCCCGUGAAAGGAAACGCGGAACAUCUUACAAGAACUUCACGGAAUAUACUACAAAAUACACUGGAACAGUUCAACUUCCAUUUUGUCGGACAAAUUGUGUUGUGUACCUAUCUCUCUUCGGAAUCGAUGAAAGCCAUUCCUUUGCUCGUCGUCCUUUUCGUCGUUGCAAGAAUCGUCUACAAAAUCGGCUACCAAAUCGAGGCGAUGGAAAGAGCAUAUGGUUUCAUCGCUACGUUUAUCCCGACUGUGGCGACAUACGCCUACUGUCUGUAUUGUAUGGUGGUAUAUGGACCUGGAUAUGGCUUUGGAAAGUGAUCUUAUGGCAGAACCGUAUGGAACAAUGUAUAUAUUACUUAUCAUAUCUCUUGCUUCUUGAGAAUAAUGCGAUGACUAUGAACGAUUUUCGGAGUACCGGCGUUAAAAACUCGAAUCGAAUCCAUAAAUACUUCUUGUUACUUUUGUUUCAUUACAACGUGAAUGACCUGACGUACAUUUGUAAUUGUAUUGAACAUCACCCACGAUGUAUUUUCCACAACGAUCUCAUAUGACAGAAUUCAGACACAAAUUAUGAUGACGUCGACCAAUACCCCCCAUAUUAACUUGACUUAAUUUCUGUAAAACAGACAUAGAUGAGCAAUAUUGAAGAGCACACAGCUUUAACCUUAGCAUAAAUGUGUCAUAAUAUUUGCUUCUUAGUGCACAAUUCGAUGUGAUGUAUUUGUAUUGGCCAAAAACAUUAGACACCGCCAGUCACGUUUAGCUUGAGCACCUGACCUACCCUUUCCAGAGUUCGACCGUUUGGGAACAUUACUUUCCAAUAAUGAUAACUACAGAAUGCAUUUUCCGCGUUGACAGUCACGUUGGUAGAUACGUUUUUUUUAUAUUGUAUGAUUAAUUAUAUAGAAUAUGAUAUGAACUGUAUGUAUGAUAAGUUGACUGAUGCUGGAGUAGACAAAAUUUAAAUAUCAACUACUGAUUUGAUAUACCAUAGUUCACUUUGUACGACUUGUUUAUUAUAGAUCACAAUAACACGUAUCAAUCAU